This is a messenger RNA of Trichobilharzia regenti, 1545 nucleotides long. The record is from the annotation of a GenBank genome assembly. Lineage: Eukaryota; Metazoa; Platyhelminthes; Trematoda; Strigeidida; Schistosomatidae.
UAACCAGUAUGUAAUAUACUACUGCUACAACAACUAAUAAUACUAGUAGUAAUGAGAAUAAGGCAAAAACAUGGCAAAAACCGUGUUAAAAUGUACGUGUUAAUAAUGAGCGUGUGUUAUCAUGGAGUCGAGGUGUUAUUAGAUAGACAGAUAGCUAGAGACAGACAAACAGGCACAUCAAUCGAUUAAAAAGUGUUCUUUCUUAAAAAUACCAAGACAUGUACUACUUAUAAACAUAUACUGAUGAAUCAGAAACAUCAUUAUUUCAAGGAGGCAUUCUCGUGAGAAGUGAUCUUGUUAACUAAAUCAUGAAUAACUUGAUUUUUACCACUCACACAAUUUAUUGCCGAAAUUACAAGUUGUUAUCAGUUCUAAUAUGGAUCACAUUUGGUGCUAUUGUCGGUUGGUAUAUUGGCAGUAGUUAUGAAGAUUCAUAUAUGGCGAAAAUUGAUCCAAGAUAUCAUAAUUUCAUAUUUAUCGGUGGACAUGAAAGUACCGGUACUGGUUUAAUGCGAAUUCUGCUGGAUGUCCAUCCUUCUGUAAGAUGUGGUCCUGAACCAGUGGUGACAACGUCUUUGUUACGCUUGAAAAUGUUAGCUCAGUACAAUAUGUACCAGUUGGAAGCGGCUGGUAUCUAUAGGCAUGUUUUUAAUCGUGCUAUUGCAGCGUUUAUCAGUGAAAUUAUCAUCAAUAUGGGUGAAUCUGCCGACCGUCUGUGUCAUAAACAACCGUUUUCAUUUUAUUAUUUAAAAUAUUUAUAUGAAAUAUUUCCAAGAUCGAAAUUUAUUCAUAUGACUAGGGAUGGACGAGCUGCUGUCGCCUCUACAAUUAGACGUCAAGUGAAUCCACUUUAUGUAUCCAGCAAGCCAGAAGAAGCAUUUGGUUAUUGGGAGAAUUUAACAACGAUUAUAUUGGAUGAAUGUCGGCGUAUUGGUUCAUCACGUUGUAUUACCGUUCGUUAUGAAGAUUUAAUUUUAAAUACAAAAUAUGAAAUUCGAAGAGUAUUAAAUUUUCUCGAUCUACCUUGGGAUCCAAUAGUUUUAAAGCAUGAAACUGUUAUCGACAAAAUAUCUCAACUUAGUCCUUAUGAAGCCAGUUCAAAACAAGUUGUGAAUAAAAUUCAUCGAAACUCCUUGCUAUCAUGGAUAGAAAAUAAUGAUACAAUUUUACCAAAACAAUUGAUUGAAACAAUUCAUUUAAAGAGUAAAAUGCUACAUCGGUUAGGCUAUGCACAAAUUGGUUUCCCUCCAAAUUAUUCUUUAUUAAAACCUAUUGAAUAAUGAUAACAUUUGAAAUUAGGUUUAAUCUGUGAAUAGCUUGCUUACUUGCUUAUUUAUUUAUUCAUUUUUGUAGACAAAUAUAUGUACAUUUUAUUUUAAACAAGACUGUUUUGUGCAUAUUUUAAAUAGUUUUUAUCGUCUUUAUGUUGUACAAUUUAAAGCCAUUUUGAAGUUUCAAAUAUUUCAGAGGGUUUCAAUGUUUCAAUGAUUGAAUUUAGGGUUCAAUAAGCAAAUUUUUUUCAUUUUCUACACCAAAGCGAAGCCG